Echinococcus granulosus is the source of this 486-nucleotide messenger RNA. Its product is annotated as U4/U6.U5 small nuclear ribonucleoprotein. Lineage: Eukaryota; Metazoa; Platyhelminthes; Cestoda; Cyclophyllidea; Taeniidae. Bases 1 to 486 code for a protein of 161 amino acids. Gene Ontology annotation, biological process: RNA splicing. The record is from RefSeq and is a predicted model, not a curated record. The transcript has 4 exons. Gene Ontology annotation, cellular component: precatalytic spliceosome.
AUGCCUCGGGAUCGUUCACGCAGUCCCCUGUCCCGACGGCGACGCUCUAGAUCGCGUUCUCGUGAGAGAUACAGAGAAAGGCAUGAUCGGGAGUCAGAUAGACGGAGACGGGAUGGUGAUCGUUAUAGGCGGGACCAUACCCCGGAAAAGAGAAAAGAACGCAGACACGGGCAUUUUUCAGAUGAGCACCGCGUAAAAGAGUCAAAGGGCGGGAAAUCGUGGAGAGACAGUCGAUCACGAACUCCAGAUCAGAUUGAAAAUGUCUCAAACGAUGCAGCAGCCGAAGAAAAAGAAACAAAGGCCCCACAAACAGAGGGAGAAAUGGAGAUGAUGAAAACGUUGGGCUUCUUCAGUUUUGAUUCAACUAAGGGAAAACAUGUGAAAGGCAAUAACGUCUAUGUUGCAAAUAUACAGAAGAAACGAAAGUAUCGGCAAUACAUGAAUCGGCGUGGUGGAUUCAAUCGAAAACUGGACCCGAUCACCUAA